ACACUUUCUUGUUUCUAGAAUGCAAGAGAAUCAAUUCGGGCGGAGCUACAGAACAUUAGUUUCCGUUUCCAUUAAAUCUGCGAAUUUGAUUGGUCACCUUGCAGCCAGUGCAUGACGUCAUAUUCCUCAACCGACAGAAUCAGACAGGCAGCGGCAUCAUUACAUCAUUUGAAGUUGGAUUUUGAUCAAUUUUAUUCAUUCAAUUAGAUUGAAGCUUAUCAACCAGGUUACUUUCUAAUUAGAAGCUCCUUAUGGAAAUGAAAAAGUGUUCUCAAAGAAAAAAGGGAAGGAAAGCCGAUCCUGUAAGUGUUUAUAAAUGUAAUAUAAUAUCUUGCCAGUAAGGUUUCCAAAAUUAUUUUACACUUAAAUUGUUGAUAUCUUACUCUUAAAUAAUAGUAUGGAUAAACUUAGCAACGUUUAGGAAAUGUGAUAAGAAAAUUAAAAUAAGUAUCAAACUGUGAUAGUAAUAUUAUUUAAAUUCAUUGUUUUGCAACUAUACAAAAUGUUGCUAUAAGAACCUUUAAAUUAAACCUUAACACUGAAUUACUUAUUUUAAAUGUUAUUGAUGGUACAAGUCGAGAAUCAUUUUAGGAUCGCAGCAAAAUUAAAAAAUGUAAUAUUAGCAUAGAUUAAAUCGCAAAAGUGCUGCUAGUAAUUAUAUUUUGUUAACACAUUGCUGGCCGGUCACGAGUUAAUUCGUGUUUACGUGGCCAAGCGUUGAUGUCCGGUUACGAGUCAUAGUAAUCAUGUUAGCAGUGAUCUCGUAGUGACUAUUUUAAAAAGUGGGCGUAAUUUUUCUUACUUUUCAAGUUUUACUAAUCAAUUCACUACCAAUUUAUUAUAACUUUACGAAACCUGAUAUACUUGCAAAACUUGUGGUGUACCAUUACAAGAAUCUCGUGAAGUGUUUACACGUUUGUAUAGGUAUUUGAAAGACAGAAUGUUUGAACAUAUAAUUGUUUGGGAGAAUGAAGAGAAAGGAGACUUCUUCAUUAACUAUAUCAAUUUGAGAAAUCCCAUAUCUUCUUCAUUUUUUGAAUUAUUUAUAGCUAUGGAUAGUAUUUCACCUGUUAAAGAAGCCAAGUAUCGAAAGAGUCCCAAGUUUUACACUGAAGCAAAGAAGCGCUUCAGGUCAAAUAUUCAAAAAUUGAUCAAAGAUAAGUACUUGGUCGAAAGAAAAUUUCCUCCAUUAUCAGAGAAUCUAAAAAGUACCAAGUCAAAAUUUAGAACUUGUCGUUACACAUUUUUAAAAUUUCCUAAAUCCUGUAAAGUUCAGCAUAUGGAAAACAUAGACCUCACUAAACAUGGUACAAAGAAGUCAAAAGAAGAUCAUAACAUUGAAGAUUUAUCUCACUGCUCAUGUCUUUUUAAACUCGUUCUGUAUGCUCCGACCACUGUCGAAGGAGCGAUGGAAGGAGCGAUGUAUGCUUCGACCGCCCCCCAGGUGAAUGCCGGAAGAGAGAUGUGUGCUUCGACCGCCGCCCAGGCGAAUGCCGGAAGAGAGAUGUGUGCUUUGACCGCUGCCCAGGUGAAUGCUGGAAUAACGAUGUGUGCUUCGACCGCUGCCUUAGUCUUAGAGGUCGUUCUGUAUGCUCCGACCACUGUUGAACGAGCGAUGUGUGCUUCGACCGCCGCCCAGGCGAAUGCCGGAAGAGAGGUGUGUGCUUCGACCGCCGCCCAGGCGAAUGCCGGAAGAGAGAUGUGUGCUUCGACCGCCGCCCAGGCGUAUGCCGGAAGAGAGAUGUGUGCUUCGACCGCCGCCCAGGCGAAUGCUGGAAGAGAGAUGUGUGCUUCGACCGCUGCCUUAGUUUUAGAGCAUGGUUACGAUAUCAUGGUCCCUAUUCUCCCAUCGGAAAUCUUUUCAGAUGUGGACAUUGGUAAUAUAAUGGAUUGGGAAGACAUGGAUCUAACACAGUUAGAAGAAUAUCUAAAUGAAGAUUCUACUGAUGCAUCUCCAGAAGAACUCAUAGAAACGAAUCCUAUGCAGUCACAGUUUAGUUCUGUCUGGAAAGAAACAGUUACGAGUCAGUUCGAAGGCUAUCCGUCUGAAAAUUCCACUGAUGCAUCUCCAGAACAGCUUACAAAUGGGGAUCCCAUGUGGUGCCAAACACAACUUAGUUCGGUUUGGAACGAAACAGUUAUGAGACAGUUUGAAGACUAUCCGUGUGAGAAUUCCAUGUGGUGCCUACCACAACUUAGCUUGGAUACAAGUCUUUAUGACUGAGAAGAUAAAUUCAUUGUAUUUAUCAAGUGCCUGUUGAAAGGGGAGAAAAGAUUUUGUUGUCUGUUUGUUCAAAUUGCUUCUCUGCAUGAGAAAAUUUUUUUGUAGUCAUGGUUCCCGGUGGUAACCAGAUAUUGAUGCCAUUUUUGAAAUAUGUUUUUACCUUAACUUAAAUGAGAGCAAUGGAAUGUUUCUAAUUUUAUUGUUACACAUAUUUAAGUUUCCACUAUUUCUUGAUCAACAGCAUAAGGAUGACAAAGUGGUCUGCAUUGUGCACAAACUGCCUUUAUUUCCCAGACAAUUUAAUACCUAGCAAUCUAAAGAUAGUCUCCAAGCUGCUUCUGGGAAUUAAACCCUCGUCCUUCAAGGAUGACAGUUCAGCUCCUUAACCACUUAUACAUCGCAGCCUACUCUUUAUAAUUGAGUUCUAAAAUAUAAUUAGCACCAAAAUGAUAAGUUUUGUUUUUUAAAAUUAAGAGAAUCUAUUAUCUUCUCUUAUUCUUCAAUGACAAAAUGGAUAAGAUAUUAUCUUAUUCUUCAAUGACAAAAUGGAUAAGAAAAUUUCAAGGGUGAAAUAUUUUUAAAAAAAACCCAUCUUAACUGCAGACUCAUUCUAAGUACAGUUGAUGUUUUAAUUCAAAUUAGGUAACUGUAAUGGCACAAUUGUUAAGGCAGUGAGCUUGUCUCUGCAGCAUGGUCUCAAAAGUUCAGAACUGUAACCUCAUUGAUACAUUGGCCGACAAACAGCCUUUGUAGACAUGCUUUGCUUUUUUUGGACGGUGCCUCAACUUGUGAUACAGGAAUUUUACAUGGUGAUUUUAUAUAGUGUUGUAAAAUUCAUUAUUAUAACUGGAUCCCUCAUACUCCACUUCUUGUGCUGAUGAUGAAAUAGACUGUAACAAUCAGUUCCACAUUUUUGUAAUUCAAACCUGUAAAUAAGAACUUAACAUUUUGUAUGAUAUGAUGCACUGCAAAACCUGUAGAUGACUCUUAUAUUUGGUAUGGCUUGGUGCACUGCAAUGCUAAGAUGACAAUUGUUAAAGCUAGGAAAAAGCCAUUUUGAGUUUCACAAUAAAUCUAAAUUUUAAUGGCAUCAAUAUCUGGUAAAUAAAUCAAUCAAAUUUGUUUUGUUUUUUUAUCUCCUCUUUGAUUAUUUUUAUUACUAUUUUAAUUCUGUUCAAAUUUUGAAAUCCAUUUAAUUUCUGUUUAAGAUUUCGUUAUAUUAUGUGUGCAAUAAGAUUUCUGCAUAUGAGAAUAUGUUAUCCAUUAUUAUGAUUAUGUGUGCAAUAAGAUUUCUGCAUAUUAGAAUAUGUUAUCAAUUAUUAUGAUUAUGUUUGCAAUAAAAUUCCGUAUAUGAGAAUAUGUAAUCAA
Molecule: messenger RNA, 3592 nt
Organism: Parasteatoda tepidariorum (common house spider)
Lineage: Eukaryota; Metazoa; Arthropoda; Arachnida; Araneae; Theridiidae
Source: RefSeq, a predicted model, not a curated record